This is a messenger RNA of Engraulis encrasicolus (European anchovy), 1201 nucleotides long. It is a transcript of the gene marchf2, whose product is annotated as membrane-associated ring finger (C3HC4) 2. Gene Ontology annotation, biological process: protein ubiquitination. Gene Ontology annotation, molecular function: ubiquitin-protein transferase activity; zinc ion binding. NCBI's taxonomy places the organism in Eukaryota, Metazoa, Chordata, Actinopteri, Clupeiformes, Engraulidae. The transcript is spliced from 5 exons. The record is from RefSeq and is a predicted model, not a curated record. Bases 374 to 1132 code for a protein of 252 amino acids.
ACCACCAGAGGGUCUGGCUGCUCAGAAAAGUCUAUCGGAGGUUGGCUUGCUAGCGUUCCGCUAGCGUUCCGUUUCUUCUGCAGAAAUAUACAGAUGCGAGACACCGAUUGCGAUGCUAGCCAGUCGCCUAGGGAAAACAAAUAGGUCUCGCUUACUGCUUUAGGAACACGUUUCAAACAUCUGGAACAUAAGAAAGCCAUGGUGAGAGAACACAACACCUUCAGUAGGGUGUAAAAGGAGAGGAGAGGAGAGCAGAGCUGCGGGAGCACUGGUGGGCCGCCUGGGCUGCCUGCUGCUGCCCCAUAGCUCCCACUCGCCCCCUCCCCGUGCCCCUGCCCCCCCUUCUCCUCCCGACCCCCUGGACAGCCCAGACAUGACCACGGGGGAGUGUUGCCACCUCCCGGGUUCACUCUGCGAGUGCACCGGCAACGCCGCCCUGUCCAAAACCGUGGAGGAGUCCGACAACAACCGCCGGGCCCAGUACGUCACCCAGGUCACGGCCAAAGAUGGCCGCCUCCUGUCCACGGUCAUCAAGGCUCUUGGCACACAGAGCUCGUUCUCGUUCAGCGACGGCCCCAUCUGCCGGAUAUGCCACGAGGGUGGUAACAGCGAGGGCCUGUUGUCCCCUUGCGAUUGCACGGGCACGCUGGGCGCGGUGCACAAGAGCUGCCUGGAGAAGUGGCUCUCCUCCUCCAACACCAGCUACUGCGAGCUCUGCCACACCGAGUUCACCAUUGAACGACGGCCGCGACCCCUCACAGAGUGGUUGCGGGAUCCGGGCCCCCGUAACGAGAAGCGCACACUGUUCUGCGACAUGGUGUGCUUCCUGUUCAUCACGCCGCUGGCCGCCAUCUCCGGCUGGCUGUGUCUGCGCGGCGCCCAGGACCACCUGCACUUCAACAGCCGGCUGGAGGCCGUGGGCCUCAUCGCACUCACCAUCGCCCUCUUCACCAUCUACGUCCUCUGGACCCUGGUGUCAUUCCGCUACCACUGUCAGCUGUACUCCGAAUGGAGACGCACCAAUCAGAAGGUGCGGCUGCUCAUUCCAGACGCCAAGGGGGGCCACUCUACCCAGCAUCCUCUGCUCUCCACCAAGUUGCUGAAGAAGGCGUCGGACGAGACGAUCGUAUGAGAUCCCCGUCCCAUUCCGCUCCUUUUUCCGAGGCCUGGGGCCUAUCUAUGCUAAGAGGCUGGUUCAGGA